Molecule: messenger RNA, 334 nt
Organism: Python bivittatus (Burmese python)
Lineage: Eukaryota; Metazoa; Chordata; Lepidosauria; Squamata; Pythonidae
Source: RefSeq, a predicted model, not a curated record
UACGGCGAGUUGUACCAGUGGUCGGUACAACAUUACCCGGAUUUCUGGGCAGAAUUUUGGAAGUUCAGCGGGAUGGUCUGUUCUCGCCUUUACGAUGAGGUGAUCAAUCCUUCCAAGAGCAUAGUGGAUGUUCCUGAGUGGUUUAAAGGCAGCCGUUUAAACUACGCCGAAAACCUUCUGAAGCACGAGGAGAACGAUAAAAUUGCCCUGUACGCAGCACGGGAAGGCAAGGAAGAGAUUGAGAAAGUGACAUUUGAAGAGCUGAGGCACCGGGUGGCUUUCUACGCUGCGGCCAUGAGGAAGAUGGGGGUGCAAACAGGCGACCGGGUUGUGG